Electrophorus electricus (electric eel) is the source of this 1178-nucleotide messenger RNA. It is a transcript of the gene cenpa, whose product is annotated as histone H3-like centromeric protein A. The record is from RefSeq and is a predicted model, not a curated record. NCBI's taxonomy places the organism in Eukaryota, Metazoa, Chordata, Actinopteri, Gymnotiformes, Gymnotidae. Gene Ontology annotation, molecular function: DNA binding; structural constituent of chromatin; protein heterodimerization activity. Gene Ontology annotation, cellular component: nucleosome.
AUCUACAUGCCGCGCAGACUUCGUGAUAAGCGGCGAGCUUUCUUUGUUACGUGUCAAUCGACAGACCAGGCAAGUGAUUUAAAAUCCCCAACAAAAACAAGAUGACUUUUCCCCGCGAACGCCGUCCGAAGCGUGGGAGUGACGUCACGCACAAAGCUCGUCGUCUAUUGGUCAGCUGGCAGCGUCUCCUGCGAAACGCAUUGUUUGAAUUCCCGCACGGGAGGCGACGCGCUGGAGUAGUUCUGCUAGUCGCGUUGCAGGAGCAGCAGCAGCAGUUCGCUUGGGAUAUGCGGCGCGAUACAUCAGCGCAUAGACGAAAGCUGUCGACCCCCAGACGGAGGUCUCCUCCACGGCCGCCGCCCGCCUCCAAGUCCCGGACCCGCCGUUCCAGCGGUCCCUCGGAACCAUCGCCGAGGAAGAAGAGGCGAUUCCGUCCUGGCAUGCGCGCUCUUAUGGAAAUCCGAAAAUAUCAGAAAUCGACGGACCUGCUCCUGCGCAAGGGACCGUUUUCACGACUGGUGCGGGAGGUCUGUCAGAUGUUUAGUAAGGAUGCUCUGAAGUGGCAGGCCUAUGCUCUCAUGGCUCUACAGGAGGCUGCAGAGGCGUUCCUUGUCCGCCUUUUUGCUGACGCUAACCUGUGUGCCAUUCACGCCAAGCGUGUGACUCUCUUUCCCCGUGACAUCCAACUGGCCCGGCGCAUCCGCGGUGUGGAGAAUAUUUGAAGUGGACUUCCUUGAUCUGGAGUUUUUCUGGAAUAUUUUUACUUCCUGAAUCUUUCUCUUCUUUCUAACAAGAUCAGAUGAGUUGAGAAGGAGGUGUCUGCAGAUCCCUCGAGACCUGCUUCUGAUCUUUAAGAUUAGCAGCCCAGUGUUGCUGUGCACUAAAGGGGGAGUUAGUCGUUCAGGUACCAGCAAGAGCAAAAUCCCUGUCGCCAUUGUGAUUGUAAACAGGUAUUUGCACCUCUCCAGCAGGGCCUUAUCUUCAUAUGUCAGCCAUGGCUCAUGGUAGCAGCGGAUUAGUGACUUAACAUGAAAAAUGCAUGCUGGUACUGAAGUGUGCACGUAUGCGGGGUAUUAUACAGCAUCACGUCUUACAACAUUAUGGUAAUUUUUAUUUUUAACUUGUAAUUUUUUUUUAAAUCAAAUGUAAAACUGUUUAGAAAUUUUAAUGUGUAUAUA